Molecule: messenger RNA, 774 nt
Organism: Drosophila erecta
Lineage: Eukaryota; Metazoa; Arthropoda; Insecta; Diptera; Drosophilidae
Gene: mRpS10
Product: 28S ribosomal protein S10, mitochondrial
Exons: 3
Coding region: 93-584 (163 amino acids)
Cellular component (GO): mitochondrion; mitochondrial small ribosomal subunit
Source: RefSeq, a predicted model, not a curated record
UGUAGUAUUUUUCAGUAUUUUUGGAAAGGCGUUAUGAGCAGUAUUGCGGUUCCCGCACUUGCAUAAUUCUAGUUGUAAAUACAGUUGUUAAUAUGUUGCAGGCUAUAAGGACGCUUCGCUGGAUACAGCCAGUGCGUGCUCUGUCCUCCGUGACCACUAGUCCCGGCGUACAAGCCAAUCUUCCACCUGCGACACCCGCUCCGGAACCGGAUAAACUCUAUAGCAAGCUGGAGAUUGAGCUGCGUGGUAUUGAUCCGGCGGUUCUGAAGAGCUACACCUGGUUCGCCACUACGGCUGCCGAGCAUUUGGGCAUUGAAAAGGGCAAAUGUUGGUCACCUCGCAAGGCGCACCACGAGCGGAUGACGCUCCUGAAGUCGGUGCACAUCUAUAAGAAACAUCGUGUACAGUACGAGGUGCGAACCCACUUCCGCUAUAUGAACUUCCACAAGCUGACGGGCUCCACGCUGGACACCUUCCUAGAGUACAUUGAACGAAAUCUGCCCGAGGGCGUGGCGCUGCAGGCUUCCAGGACUGAGCUCCAGCAGAUCCCAGAGCACUUGCGACAGCCGCCGGAGCAAGUGUAGCUGAAGUCAAUUCGACAGUAGUCCAUAGUUAUUAAAAGUUCAAUAUGAGCUUGAGAUUAGGCUAAUACGAACAGAAGCACCAACAAUUUGCACGGUAAUCGUCCGCAUUCGGGCCCCGUUCGCGAUUAGCGAAGAUAAGUUUUUGUCAAAAUAUUAAAAUAAAAGUCGUAUCUUGACACACACAAUGGGA